Eubalaena glacialis (North Atlantic right whale) is the source of this 1415-nucleotide messenger RNA. It is a transcript of the gene CRELD2, whose product is annotated as cysteine rich with EGF like domains 2. Gene Ontology annotation, molecular function: calcium ion binding. The transcript is spliced from 10 exons. The record is from RefSeq and is a predicted model, not a curated record. Bases 138 to 1196 code for a protein of 352 amino acids. NCBI's taxonomy places the organism in Eukaryota, Metazoa, Chordata, Mammalia, Artiodactyla, Balaenidae.
GUCAAGUAGCCCCGGGAACAGCCGGCGCUUCGGAGCCGGUGGGCGGCCGGAGGCCGGAGCGCUCGGCCGGUUCCCGCUGGACCUCGGCCAGUGCCCGCGCGGCCGCGUUCCCGCAGCGCUGUCCACGUCGGCCCGCCAUGCGCCCGCCGGCCCCGGCCGUGCUGGGGCUGCUGCUUCUGAUGCUGCUGUCGCCCGGGGAGGCCACCAAGAAGCCGACGCCCUGCAAGCGAUGCCGGGAGCUGGUGGACAAGUUCAACCAGGGAAUGGUGGACACAGCAAAGAAGAACUUUGGUGGUGGAAACACGGCUUGGGAGGAAAAGACGCUGUCCAAGUAUGAAUUCAGUGAGGUCCGCCUGCUGGAGAUCAUGGAGGGCCUGUGUGGGACCAGCGACUUCGAGUGCAACCAGCUGGUGGAGGAGCACGAGGGGCUCCUGGAGACCUGGUGGCUGCGGCUGAAGAAGAAGUAUCCUGCCUUAUUUGAAUGGUUUUGUGUGAAAACACUGAAAGCGUGUUGUGCUCCAGGAACUUACGGGCCAGACUGCCUGGCGUGCCAGGGUGGGUCCGAGCGGCCCUGCAGCGGGAACGGCCACUGCAGCGGAGACGGUAGCAGACAGGGCGACGGGUCGUGCCAGUGCCACCCGGGGUACCGGGGACCGCUGUGCGCCGACUGCAUGGACGGCUACUUCAACUCGCUGAGGAACGAGACGCACAGCACCUGCUCAGCCUGUGACGAGUCCUGCAAGACGUGCACGGGCCCUACCAACAGAGACUGCGGCCAGUGCGAAGUGGGCUGGGCGCGGGAGGACGACGCCUGCGUGGAUGUGGACGAAUGCGCGUUGGAGCCGCCCCCCUGCAAGGACCAGCAGUACUGCGAGAACGUCAACGGCUCCUUCGUGUGCCAGGAAUGUGAUUCUACCUGCGUGGGAUGCACAGGGAAGGGUCCUGGACAGUGUAAAGAGUGCAUCCCCGGCUACUCGAAAGAGAGCGGCCAGUGCGCAGACAUUGACGAGUGCUCGCUGGCAGAAAAGCCCUGUCUGAGGAGGAACGAAAACUGCUACAACACGCCCGGAAGCUUCGUCUGCGUGUGCCCCGAGGGCUUCGAGGAGGCCGAGGACAUCUGUGUGCAGACGGGGCCGGCGGGGGCCGAAGCCACAGAAGCAAGCCCAACACAGCCGCCGUCCCAUGAAGAUUUAUGAUGUGCAGCCACGUCAGAAGUCACACCCGCCCUUUAAAUUAUUCAGACUGUUGUCCUGGACGUGGCCCUUCAUGUCACACCAUCGCUCCAGGGGAAGCUGCUUUCAUUGAAACGGCUGAUGCUUAUUUGACCCUUAAAAAAGCUGCAUUUCUUGGUUGUUCUUAAACAGAUUUGUAUAUUUUGAUACCGUUCUUUAUAAUAAAAUUGGCCACUGAAUGUA